AUGUCAACUUGCGUGCCUAUCUAGGUUUAUAUGGGGAAAUCGUUCAUUGUUGGACCUGGCACUCAUUCACAGAGUGCAGUGUACCAGCCAAGUUGCAAUUGUGGUGCAUGGCAAAUGCUUACCUUUUAUGCUAACUUUACCCACACAUAAUUGAGGAGAAUCACAGUGUCACAUAACCGCGGUCUCUAUUAGAGCUAAUCGUUCUUCUACAAGAUAUUAAAGUUCUAUCUGUUCAGCAAUUAAUAAUUAACUGUUGGCUGAAUGCAUGCCUUUUCCCAUUUUGGACCAGUGAGGCAGAAGCUUGCCAGAAGCCUCUCAUGUUCACCUCUUCUUUGUACGGCACAAAAAAAUAGGCUGGUGCUGGGAUGUGGGAGCAACGUAAUAGACCACAUCUACAAUGUCAAAGUGGUACCAGCAUCUGGAGGCAAAGGAUUCUUCCUCAGCCCGUUCAGAGCACUUGAAUCUAAGCUGAUUGGAGGAGUCACCCUUAACCACCUAGCAUGGGCGACUCUCGGAGGAGUACCCACUGGUCUACUGGCUUUACAAGGAGCUGACGAGUUGGGGAGUUUCCUGAGAUCACACCUCAAAGAUUUGGGAGUAAGGACGGACUUCAUUCAAGUGGACGAGAAAUUUGCCACAUCACAGUGCCACGUGUUCAUCCAAGAGGAUGGUGAGAGGAGCAUUCUCAUGGCUCCUGCAACAACUUCUUGUAUCGAUGAGCAGGCCGUAAUUAAAUAUUUUGAUGGAUACAUUCAAGAAAAUGCCUCAAUGGUAACCACAGAGAUAUCCCAAGUGCCUCUGAGCGGAGUGAAGGCACUACUGGAUUCUGCUAAGAAGGCUAAUGUGUUGUCAGUACUGGAUCUGGAUAUCCCACCUUCAGUGGCUGAGAAUGAAGCUAAACUGGGCAGCAUUGCUGAGGUGAUAGAGUGUGUACGUACAGCAGACGUUUUGAAGCCUGCCAAGGCAGCAGCUGAAGAAUUGCUCACCAUCAUGACUGGAGACAGCCAGAGAAUUAAAGCUAUGUCACACAGAGAAAAGGCUGCUGAAUUGGUUCGUCUGUGUGACUCGAAGCUGGUGGCCAUUACCAAUGGACACGAGCCAAGCAUCUUAGCAACCCCAGAUAAGGUGGUGGAUGUAGCACCGAGCCAUAUUGCCAAAGUUUUGGAUACCACUGGCGCUGGAGAUGCCUACCUGGGGGGUCUCAUUACCAUUUUGGCUAAGAAUGGUUUGCCAAACACUGAAGAAGAGCUCAGGAACCUGGGGGAAGUUGCAAACGGCUUUGGUGCCUCGUGUGUGCAAUCUAUUGGCGGAGUGCCUGUGUCAACUUCAAGGGAGACACUGAAGAAGAUUCUACCAGAUAUUGACUUGUUACCUGUGAAUUCCACUGCUCCAGAGAUUCCCCCACACCGUCACACACCCAGCACAUCCCUACAUACUACACUGUCUCAGUUUGAAGAGUCAUUGAGGAAUGAUGCUUUGGCAGCUAACUCCCUAGCUGGUGGACUGGACAUGAGCAGUGUGGAGGAGGUAAUCGACACCCUGGACAAGUGCGAGGGACAGCUCCUUGUCUCUGGAGUUGGCAAGUCAGGUCAUGUUGGGCGUCGCUUUGCCAGCUCCCUGGGGUCCAUUGGUCUAGCGUCUCAUUUCAUUCACGCCACUGACUUUGUGCACGGGGACCUGGGUAUAGUAAAGGGUGGCAGAGAUGUGGUGAUGUUCCUGUCCCACAGUGGCAACACAGAGGAGUGUGUGAGAGCUGCCUACCACCUCGGGGCGAGGGGUGUGUGCACCAUCAUCAUUACAGGGGGGAGAGAUUCGAAACUUGCCAAGCUAUGUACUUUCAGCCUGUUCUACAACAAAGACUGUCUUUGGGAACCAUUUGGCUGUCUACCGUCAACUAGCUUAGUCAUUCAGGAAAUGCUAUGUAAUGCUUUGCUGUGCCAGAUCAUCGCCAAGAAAAACGUAAACAAGGACGUCUACAAGCAUAAUCAUCCUGGUGGCAGCAUUGGAAGAUUGUUGAGUCAAUCAAUAAACACUUGUACGUAAAAUACGUUGUUUGUUUAAGGGAAUUUGAACAGAAGCAUUAUUGAUGUUUCCUUUUGUUCUGAGGCUCUACUCAUGCUCUAUAAUUAUGUAGAUCUAGCACAAUUAUUAUACAAGUAUUAGUUAUUGCCCAGCCAGAGUGCAACAUGCCAUAUAUUGCACGAGGGCGCCUGCAAUAACUAACUUGUUGCCCAAUGACGUUAAACUCGUCUGACUGGUCAUAUAAAUCGUAAUAAAAGACAUGUGUUUUGAAGGAAUUUAGUGUAUUCAUUAGUUUUGCUGAAUUCCAUAGUAGGUUUUCUUCCCGCUUCUAGUUUUAAAAGUAGUAGCCUAUAAAAGGGACCAAAUGAGUUGCUGGUGGGGCAUAAGUCCCAAACGGAUAUCUCAAGAAAUCUACUGCAUUUACUGUAUUUUUCCAAGACCUUGCAAAAUGAGCCCACGAUUGGUUAUUCUGUGCCUGCUCAUGCGCAGUAGAUCUUUUUGAAUUGUGAGCAAUGGCUACGUCUACUUCUUGUGAAUCAAGAGGUCUAGUGCUUACAGUGAAGAUCUACGUUGGAGGAUCAUAUGGCAAAGUGAGGCUUUUCUUUGUAAGCCAUCAGUGAUAGCUUAAUUGUAAUCUCAAUAUUGAUGUGUCAACAGUUUGGAGAGUGAUGCACACAUCUUUAGAACUACUGGAGAUGUUGCCAAGAAAGAAUACCCAGUUCAGAGAGCAUUUCGGUGCAGCUCCUCUUCAUCAUCCAUCUGAUACUCCAAAGGCCAGGGAUGUACCUCCGAGAAAUCACAAGUGAAAUAAAGUCAACACUUGGGCUAGAUGUGAGUGAAAGCGCAGUGUGUAAGAUGCUGAAAAAAAGUGGAUUUACAAGGCAGAAGCUGGUUACAUUUGCCUUACAGAGAGACGAUUUACUCCGAAAUGAAUUUGUAACUGAUGUUUCUUUAUAUGAAAAGAGUUCCCUUGUGUUUAUUGAUGAAACAGGCACUGAUUCAAGGGAUGCUAUACGCACGUAUGGCUAUAUAUAGCUUGAGAGGCAAACCAAUGAAAGCCCAGAAAUUGUUUGUGAGAGGAGAACAUAUUUCUGCCAUUGCGGCAAUGUCAAUGAAUGGAUUGAAAAUUGUUUGAUGUGGUGUAAAUAGUGAUCAUUUCUAUAACUUUGUGCCAACGGUACUAACGAAAAUAGUAUUGUCAUCAUGGAUAACUGUUCCAUCCACCAUGUGCAUGAAGUUGAGCAAGUCAUCAGUGAUGCUGGAUCAGUCAGUCAUUACCUGCCCCCGUACUCACCGGAUUUUAAUCCCAUAGAACUAGCUUUUUCAAAAGUCAAGUAUAAUUAUGAUGAGAUCAUUGGAAACAGAAAUGCAAGCAAUCAAUGACACUAUUGUAUUAUACGCAUUUUCAACAAUAACAGUAGCAGAUCGUCAAGCCUGGAUUUUAAGUAUUGGAAUAUACUAGAAUACACACACACAUUAUGUACAAAGACUUUUGUAGACAUAAUGGGUGGCAUGAAUACAAUAAGACUAUAUUCUUCAGUAUAAUUAUAGCAAAUACAUAAUACAGUUGCAAAGUACAUUAUCUGCGUCACUGAAGCCUUUUAAGUCCACACAAAAUAUCUCGCUUUUGCUCUUUAAACUCAUCCUGCGUUAAGACACAGUCGUCAUAUAGCUGUUUGAGGGUGCUUAAUUAGUUGUCCAAAUGAUUUUCCACGUAUUUCAGAGGCUUUACCAGGGGAAAUUACCAAUUGUGAUGAAUCUCUUAAAGGUCUGGUAGGUGUCCAUGAAUCUGAAAUAGUCUAUUGAAUAGUAGCUGAUUGGGUGACUGAAGAACACAAUUGAUUGUCUUAACAACAGCUGUCGGCAGUGCUCGCAAUAGUAUCUGACAUCGUCAUGUCAUCCUUUCUUUGUUUCCUUUUUGGAGUAAUACCAGUUAUCAUAGGUACUUGCGGCGGUGUAUCUUUACUUGAAUGAAUCCCUGUUGUAAUCAUGCGAGCCCACAGACGAUACUGCACUUCGCUUAAAGUUAAUUUUUCUUCAUUCAAUUCUUUUGUUAAUAACUCUUCCACCUCAAGCUCCUUUUCCUCUCUUCUUGACAAACGCCCUUCUCCAGUUUUUCGCCGCAUAGGAUUUAGAGUUUCACUAUCAGUAAUAUUUCGGCCAUCACACCAUAACAUAAUUUCGUGAGUGGUGGAUUUGCUAUACAUAGAAGUCAAAUCUUCUUCUGUGUAAAUCCAAUAUUUAGCAGAUGGGCGGCCAGCAAAGUAACCCAUUGAAAAUGAUGUUGUUGCUGGUACUUGACCCUUGAAUUCCUCCAUUAACCUGACCUUCAUAUCUAUCAUAGAGAUUGUGACAUUAGUGGUGCCGGAGGAUUAGUCGUGUCAGAACUUGUACUUCCCUGUGAAACAUUUAACACGUACAAUUAUUACCAGCAGAAAGGUAAUUAGUUUGUUUCCUAUUUGUUGGAUCUAUAUCUAGCUCAACUAGCUAACUAUUAUCACUAGGCCUAAUAAAUAUGUUUUUAUUUAGUGAGCACUAGAUCUUCCUAACAGGUUGUGCACAUCCACUCCUAAACCCUAGCUGGUGGCAGAACAGUGACUGUUACUCUACAUCCUGUAGAAUUUACUCUCAGAUCUGCGCAUGCGCAACGACGCUUUUGGACUUCCACCCAAAAUAAUCGCAAGAUCUUGGAAUACACACAGUGCAAGUGCAUAUAAUCCCAGUGCAUUAUGCCAUAAUAAUGCAGUGCAAUAUAUGGUUGCCAUGGUAGUGAUGCAACAUGCCAUAUACUGAGCACUGGAUUGCUUUGAUCUGCCCACUCACUGGGCAACAAGGACACAAAGAAGAUAUCUAUAUUUUGGGAAAGACAAGCACACAGUAACAUACACCAGGAGCACAUAAAAAAUGGGCUUCUGGAUAUACGUAGCACACAAAUAAGAUACAAUAGUCUAGAGUGAUAAGCAGUAAUUUCAUAUGUCCACUCGACGAUGCCUUUGGCUAGUCAUACUUUU
Molecule: messenger RNA, 5033 nt
Organism: Halichondria panicea
Lineage: Eukaryota; Metazoa; Porifera; Demospongiae; Suberitida; Halichondriidae
Exons: 18
Coding region: 262-2043 (593 amino acids)
Biological process (GO): carbohydrate derivative metabolic process
Molecular function (GO): carbohydrate derivative binding; kinase activity
Source: RefSeq, a predicted model, not a curated record